Molecule: messenger RNA, 1340 nt
Organism: Lactuca sativa (garden lettuce)
Lineage: Eukaryota; Viridiplantae; Streptophyta; Magnoliopsida; Asterales; Asteraceae
Product: transcription factor MYB1
Biological process (GO): regulation of DNA-templated transcription
Cellular component (GO): nucleus
Molecular function (GO): DNA-binding transcription factor activity, RNA polymerase II-specific; RNA polymerase II cis-regulatory region sequence-specific DNA binding
Source: RefSeq, a predicted model, not a curated record
GGAAAACAACUUUGCAGUUAGUCGGGUUGGUACGGUUAGAGAGAGAGGAAGUCCAAACGGAAGAACAUAGAGAGAGAAAGAGACGGAGGGGAAGUGAAGAGAUGGAAGACGAUGCAGGGCACAGCGAAGAACAUACGAUCGCUCCCGCCGCCUCCAACGCUCCUGAAGUGGGAGAAGUUGGCGACGUGGUGAUGGUUGAAGAAGGCAGCGGAGGCGGUGGUCGUGCUGAUAAGAGGAGCAAAGUUAGGGGACCUUGGUCGCCGGAGGAAGACGUGAUUUUAAGUGAACUUGUGAGCAAGUUUGGGGCGAGGAACUGGAGCCUGAUCGCACGAGGUAUCCCUGGCCGUUCUGGGAAGUCGUGCCGUCUACGGUGGUGUAAUCAGUUGGACCCUGCUGUUGAGCGCAAGCCCUUUACUGAGGCAGAGGAUCGGAUUAUAAUGGAUGCCCAUGCAAUCCAUGGAAACAAAUGGGCAUCAAUCGCAAAACUCUUGCGAGGUAGAACAGAUAAUGCGAUAAAAAAUCACUGGAAUUCAACACUCCGGCGUAGGUACAUCCACCCUAAUUCAUAUAAUAAUAUUAAUAAUACAAAAAUGGACAUCAACUGCAACCUUCUGGACACCACAAAAGCAUCCUCUGAAGACACUUUAUCAAACGGAAACAUCAAUCAGAUUCAGGUGAAAUACGAACAUCAGAAUCAACAAUUCCCUGAGACCACCCUUUCUCGUCCAAUCCCACAUUUCGGAGCAUUUUCCGUUUAUACCCCUCAAAAUGGAAUUCCAAUCCCAAAUGAGGAAUCGAGAACGAAGGUUAUACCCAUACAAGGACCUUUAAAUUUAAUCCAGGCGUCCAAACCAGAAAGCAUUGGGUGUAAAUUUCUUAAAGGGUAUACGGCGGAAUCAGUGAUUCCGUCGAGGUGUGGGCAUGGUUGCUGUUCCGGUGGUGAUUCUCAGGAGAGAUCGCUGUUGGGUUCGGAAUUCGUUGAAUAUGAAGAACUUCCUCCUUUGUCAAGCCAGGAAUUGGCUACAAUUGCUACAGAUCUUAACACCAUUGCUUGGAUCAAAAUUGGGUUAGAAAAACCUACCCAAACAACUUUUGCAUUACCUGCACAAGUUGAAGGACUGAGUUGAAACAAAGGGGUUCAGGUACCAAAGCUUUUUUUUUUCUUUAAUGAAUAUAAUAGGCUUACUUAUAAAACUGAGUUCAGGCGUAUUGGCUUAUGUUGCUAAGAGUUUAUAGCUAAAUGUUUAGUUACUUAAAUGACUUGAUCAGGAUGCGUUCCUUAACCUACAAGGUUUCGUUUUUGUUACAUAAUAUCAAAUAUUUGAAUUGCAUUUGAAACA